GGAGGAAGUCCUGCCUUCAGCACACAUUUCUAGGGUGGCUCGUGUUUUUGCGUUGAUUAUCUGGCAAAUGCCAUUGUAAGCUGGAGGUAGAGAGAAACCCGUCCUCGCCAGCCUAGCUUGUCUUCUUGCUCCGGCCCCUUUUCCACCCACGUGCAUAGAGCCAGAAUGAUAAAUCUGUCCAGCUUCCUGUCAAACUCGGGCUGAGUUGACGUAGCCCUUUACCCCCGUAUGGAACCCGGAAGUGAUGGCGAAAGCAAAGGGGUGUGAGGGGGCGAGGUUUUUUGAUGGGGGGUUCUUCUUCUGUUUAUGGCAGUUGCUUUUCGGAAUUGGGAGGCCGGCCUUGUAACGGUGGCGGCAAAUGGGGAAGAAGAGUGUUGUCGCGUGCGCGCCUGGGACCGUUACUUGCCCCUUUCCUCGGAUAGGGGAGGAAGGUCAUAACUUCAAGAAUCAUUGAAGCAACUAUUUGUUUGGAAACGUUUGGCUUAUUUAUGACAGUUCUGAUUUUAAAGUGGCACAAUUGCAAUGAAGAAGAGGAGAAGACUCAAUGUAAAUCUAGAUGACAAAAUACAUCUUGAUCACCAGAGGGAGCAUCCUGAUAAGAUUCAUGUAGCAGAAGCUCAUGUUGAUUCUGCAGAAGUAGCUAGUGCAGACCAGCCCAUAUAUUCCAAAGAACUUUCUCUGUUGCCUGAUCAAAGAAAGCUUUUAACUUCUCUGCAAUAUCAUAAAAAUCUACUUAAAUAUUUGAAUGAUGAUCGACAGAAGCAGUCAUCUUUUUGUGAUCUUCUUAUAAUUGUUGAUGGAAAAGAAUUUAGUGCCCACAAAGUAGUAGUUGCUGUUGGGAGCAGUUACUUUCAUGCUUAUUUGAGCAAAAAUCCAAAUACAAAUGUUGUUACCUUGGAUCAUGUAACACAUUCAGUUUUCCAUCAUCUGCUUGACUUUCUUUACACAUCACAGUUUUUUUUAAAUAAAAAUGAAAUGCCUUUAGUUUUAGAAGCAGCAAAGUUUUUAGAUAUUAUUGACGCAGUUAAAUUGCUAAACAGCGAAAAUGUUUCCAUUUCACAAUCUGAAGAGAAAACAAAAAAACCAUCUCGGGUAGAAAAGACAACUGAACAAACUCCUAAAAUAGCCAACGAUCACCAAUGCACUUUGUGCAAUCGUAAUUUUUGUUACAAGAAAUCAUUAGAAAAUCAUUUGUCCAAAGCACACAAAUCUUCUGCAUGGGAAAAAGAACAUGGGCUAAACAUGGUUGAGAAGUCUGUUAUUUCUACUAGACGAUCAGUGCGAAAUCGCAAAUGCCCAGCAAAGUUUGAUCAGAGUGACAAUGAAAGUGCUAAUGCAUCUGAUAACAAUUUAGAUAGAAUUGCUCCUAGUAAGGAGAGCAGUGAAUCUGAAGAUAAUGGAAGUGAAUACAAUACUGAUGAAGAUAGGCAGGAAGAGGACACUUUGGGAGACGAUACUGAGUCUGAGCAGCACAGUGAAAACGAAUGUGAUGGAGAGGUCCGUGAGCCAGAUGGUCCAGCAGGAAAUAUUUCUGAAGACAAUCUUUCCACAUGUAUUCCACCUAUUCUUCAGAACAGUGGCAAAAAAUGUUUGCAGUGUCCCAAGUGUGAUAAAACAUUUGAUCGACCAGGGAAAUUUGAAAGCCAUGCUCGAGUACAUACGGGUGAAAAGCCAUUUGAGUGUGAUAUUUGCCAGCAGCGUUAUUCUACUAAAUCUAACUUAACAGUACACAGAAAGAAACAUAACAACGAAAUAGAAUUUCAUAAAAAAGAACACAAAUGUUCAUAUUGUAACAAACUUCAUGCCACCAAAAAGACCCUGAUAAAGCAUGUAAAAAGAUUCCAUCCUGAAAAUGUACAGGAGUUUCUGUCUAUCAGGAAAAAAAAAAGUGAAGGAUGGAAAUGUGAGAUUUGCAAUAAAUCUUUCACACGGAGACCUCACUUGGAAGAACAUAGGAUUCUUCACACUCAAAAUAAGCCUUUCAAAUGUACCUAUUGUGAAGAGCACUUUAAAUCCCGCUUUACGAGAUUGAAGCAUCAAGAAAAGUUCCAUUUAGGACCUUUUCCAUGUGAUAUUUGUGGUCGUCAGUUUAAUGACACUGGAAAUCUGAAGCGCCAUAUUGAAUGUACUCAUGGAGGAAAGAGAAAAUGGACUUGCUUUAUUUGUGGAAAAUCAGUUAGAGAAAGAACAACUUUGAAAGAGCAUUUGAGAAUUCAUAGUGGAGAGAAGCCACACCUAUGUAGCAUUUGUGGGCAGAGUUUUCGUCAUGGAAGCUCCUACAGGCUUCAUCUGCGAGUCCACCAUGAUGAUAAGAGAUAUGAAUGUGAAGAAUGUGGAAAAACAUUUAUUCGCCAUGACCACCUCACAAAACACAAAAAGAUACAUUCAGGAGAGAAGGCCCAUCAGUGUGAGGAAUGUGGGAAAUGCUUUGGCCGAAGAGAUCAUCUCACUGUUCAUUAUAAAAGUGUUCAUCUAGGAGAAAAAGUGUGGCAAAAGUACAAAGCAACAUUUCAUCAAUGUGAAGUCUGCAAGAAAGUUUUUAAGGGGAAAUCAAGUUUGGAAAUGCAUUUUAGGACACAUUCAGGUGAGAAACCGUACAGAUGCCAAAUUUGUAACCAGUCCUUCAGGAUUAAGAAGACAUUAACUAAACACAUGGUUAUUCAUUCAGAUGCUCGCCCUUUCAACUGUCAAUACUGCAAUGCAACAUUUAAACGAAAGGAUAAGCUAAAAUACCAUACUGAUCACGUGCAUGGAGCAAAGACUGCAGAAGAAUUGCAAAGCCCACUGUCAGAUGAAAAAAAUGGGUCAUUACCAGCUCAGUGCACACCACCUGAGGAUAAGGCUUUUCAAGGUGAUUCUAAACCAUUUGUGGAUCAGCCAACAACUUAUCAAGUGGACACCAAGACAAUGCUACAGAAUGUACCAUCAGACACAUGUGUGCCAGUGACACUGAUAUCUGUUCGAAUGCGUGAAACUCAGCCUGAUCUUGCACAACAACGGCCUCCUGUCACAUCUUCCUCUCACUCCAUUCUUCCUUCACAGCCCCCUCCAACAGACUAUCAGCAAACAACAGAUUUGGAAUUUCUUGAAAAAUAUACUCUUACUCCACAGCCAGCAAAUAUAGUUCACCCAGUCAAACCUGAACAAAUAUUGGAUCCCAGAGAACAAACUUACCUUGGGACAUUACUGGGUCUAGAUACAGCAACUUCUGUACAGAACAUUUCAAAUAAUGAACAUUAAUGAUCAUGUCUAUGGAGUGUGAUAUUUCAAUAGUCUUAAUAAUUCUCUUCAAACAGUGAGUUGUGAGGCAUCUUAAAGGCUAACAUCCUUGUACAAGCUGUUGUCAAUUUCAUCAAACAAAUGGAGUAUUAGGUUGAAAUAGGAAUAUACAUAUAUAUAUAUAUAUAUAUAGGUAUA
Candoia aspera is the source of this 3417-nucleotide messenger RNA. RefSeq names its product zinc finger and BTB domain containing 41 (gene ZBTB41). Gene Ontology annotation, biological process: regulation of transcription by RNA polymerase II. Gene Ontology annotation, cellular component: nucleoplasm. Bases 523 to 3240 code for a protein of 905 amino acids. Lineage: Eukaryota; Metazoa; Chordata; Lepidosauria; Squamata; Candoiidae. The transcript is spliced from 11 exons. The record is from RefSeq and is a predicted model, not a curated record. Gene Ontology annotation, molecular function: DNA-binding transcription repressor activity, RNA polymerase II-specific; RNA polymerase II cis-regulatory region sequence-specific DNA binding; protein binding.